UCCUCCUUCAAAUCCAAGAUCGUCCAAACAAGAUGUCUUCUAUUUUCCAUAUUAGUGGUGCAAACAAGCCUCACGCAGUGUGCCUCCCAUACCCAGCACAAGGCCACAUUACCCCAAUGCUUAAAUUGGCCAAACUUCUCCACCAAAGAGGCUUUCACAUAACCUUUGUGAACACCGAGUACAACCACAAGCGUCUCCUCAAGUCAAGAGGCCCCAAAUCCCUCGAGGGCUUGCCCGGCUUCCGCUUUGCCGCAAUCCCCGAUGGUCUCCCUCCGACGGACACCGACUCGGCGCAGGACAUCCCGUCCCUUUGCGACUCCACCAGAAAGCACUGCCUAGAACCCCUUCGGAAGCUUAUUGCCGAGCUGAAUGACGGAAGCUCAAUUAACGGUCUUGUUUCUCCGCCGGUGAGCUGCGUCGUUUCCGAUGGCUCCAUGUCAUUCUCCCUCAAAGCUGCGGAAGAAUUUGGAGUGCCAUUUGCAUGCUUUUGGACGACCAGUGCCUGCGGCUUCAUGGGAUACGUACAGUAUAGACAUCUUGUUGAUAAAGGUCUUAUACCACUGAAAGACGAAACUUAUUUGUCAAACGGAUAUUUAGACACCAUUAUAGACUGGAUUCCAGGCAUGAAAGAUAUCCGACUGAGAGAUCUUCCUAGCUUCAUAAGGACAACAAACCCAGAUGACAUUAUGAUAAACAUUGCCAUAGAACAGAUAAACGCAUCUUCCAGAGCUUCCGCUAUAAUCGUGAACACUUUUGACGUGUUGGAACACAAAGUUUUGGAAUCUCUCUCUUCUAUCUUCCCUCGAAUCUACACCGUUGGGCCGCUUCACCUCCCCGCCGAAAAGACUCGUCCGAACAGCCCUUUGUCCUCCAUCGGAUCCAAUCUCUGGAAAGAAGAGUCCCAAUGCCUCCAAUGGCUCAAUUCCAAGCAACUUAAUUCAGUUGUUUAUGUCAACUUCGGAAGCAUCACAGUCAUGACUCGGCAGCAACUUAUAGAGUUCGCUUGGGGUUUGUCUAACAGCAAGAAACCCUUUGUUUGGAUAAUUAGACCGGACCUCGUUGCUGACGACUCGGGAAUUCUUCCGCCGGAGUUUGUGGAAGAGACGAGAGAAAGGGGAGUGCUGGCCGGCUGGUGCCCCCAGGAGACGAUGCUGAGGCACCCGUCGGUCGGAGGCUUCUUGACGCAUUGCGGUUGGAACUCGACGAUCGAGAGCUUGACCACCGGUGUGCCGAUCGUCUGUUGGCCAUUCUUCGCCGAACAGCAGACCAACUGUAGGUUUUCUUGUGGCGAAUGGAGUGUUGGGAUGGAGAUUGAUAGUGAUGUGAAGAGAGAGAAAGUAGAGAAGCUAGUGAGAGAGUUGAUGGACGGAGAGAAAGGGAAGGAAAUGAGAAGAAAUGCGUUGGAGUGGAAGAGAAAGGCUGAGGAGGCCACCGAGGCAGGUGGUUCUUCCUUAACAAAUUUUGAGAAGUUGAUCGAGGAGGUUUUGUUGUUCAAAAACCAGCUCCAACCGUACUAA
Molecule: messenger RNA, 1517 nt
Organism: Morus notabilis
Lineage: Eukaryota; Viridiplantae; Streptophyta; Magnoliopsida; Rosales; Moraceae
Product: 7-deoxyloganetin glucosyltransferase
Molecular function (GO): UDP-glycosyltransferase activity
Source: RefSeq, a predicted model, not a curated record